AGCAUUGUUCGGGGCAUGAGCUCAAUGGAAGUGACAGAACCAGAGCCAGCGCUCUUCCAAGUGGAGACAAGCCUGAAGUCAGGAAGGCCGCCGAGAUGGACCCUGAAUGGGAAAGUGUUGGAGCCCAGCGAAGUGGUGGAUAUGUACAGGGAGGGUACCAUCCACAGCCUCUGCCUCACUUCCACAGACAGCUCCAUGUCGGGGCCUGUGGUUUUUGUCGCUGGCAAGAGCCGUUCUUCUGCUGAACUUACGGUAAAAGAGCGGCCCCUCCAAGUUGUCCGCAAUUUGGAAGAUGUGGAAGCCAAGGAGAACAGCUCUGUCACUCUGAGCUGCGAGUUUGCCCCCUCCCCCAGGGUGGUGAGGUGGUUUAAAGGUCGUACAGCUUUGAAGGCUUCAAACAAGUACAGCAUGAGGAGAGAUCGGAAACGUGCAGAGCUGACAAUCCAUGGCUUGGUAGGGAUGGAUGGAGGGCAGUAUCGCUGCAUGGCGGGGGGUUCGCAGAGCAUAGCACACGUGGAAGUCGAAGUGCGAAAGCUGAAGCUGGUCAGACACCUUGAACCAGUGGAACUUGAAGAAGACAGCGUCGCCAGUUUUGCUUGUGAACUCAACUAUGUGGUUGCCAACGUCGAGUGGCUCCUCAACAAUGUCCGCCUGUAUUCCAGCGCCACAAACAGGAUCCAACACAUGGGCACCAUGCACAGCCUUUUCAUUAAGAAGCUGAGACCGCAGCACAGCCGGGUCACCUUUAGAGCUGGCCUUCUUUCGGAGACGACAACUUUAAAGGUCAAAGAGCGCCCUGCGGUAUUUCUAAGACCUCUGGAGGAUGCAGUUGGGGAAGAACAAGGGGAGGUCUGCCUUCAGUGUGAAGUCUCCAAAGUGUCUGUGAUCCCAGUCUGGAGGAAGAAUAGUAUUGUUCUGACACCUGAUGAAAAGCAUGAGCUGUGCCAGUACGGAAGGUCCCUGGCACUGAUUAUUCAUUGCUUGAGCAAAGAUGAUGCUGGGCAGUACACCUGUGAUCUGGGCACCAGCCAAACCAAGGCUAAAGUUACUGUACAUGAUUUACAUAUCACUAUUAUCCAGCGCUUGAAGACAACGUCCAUAAUGGAGGGUGAAAGCUGCACUUUUGAAUGUCAACUCUCUCACGUUCUUAGUGAUGAGCCUUUCUGGACCAUCAACGGUCAACUGGUUGUCUCCAACAGCCACUUCCAGGUCAUCAACAAUGGUCGCAAGUACAAGCUGAGGAUUAAAGAUGCAGUUUUGUCCAACGCUGGAGAAGUGAUCUUUGGAAUUAAAGACUUAAGCUGCAGGACAAUGCUCUUUGUCAAAGAGAGGCCAGUGCACAUUUUUAGGGAUCUGCUGAAUGUCAAGACUGUGCCAGGUGAGGAUGCGGAGCUGAGUUGUGAGAUCACCAAACCUGAGGUCAGCAUCCACUGGCUGAAAAAUGGCCAUAUGAUCAGGCAGAGUCACAAAUAUAAGAUGAGCGUGGAAAAGAACCUGGCAAGGCUGAUAGUCAAGAAUACCGCAAUCAGAGAUUCAGGAGAGUACUGCUGUCAGGCUGAUGGGGUUGCCUCCCAUGCCAAACUGGAGGUUAGAGAUCUGCAGCACUCAUUCGAGAGGGAGUUAAAGGACAGCAAAGCAGAGGAAAAAGGUAAAGUGACCCUGGAGUGCGAGACCAGACAGCCAGCCAAGCGAGUGACCUGGCUCAAGGGCAUGAUGGAGCUGAGGUCGAGCAGGAAAUAUGUCAUGAGGCAGAAGGGUGUGGUGCUUUCGCUCACCAUCACUUAUCUGGAGAAAUCGGACACAGAUAUCUACACAUGUGAUGUUGGGACCAUGCAGAGCCGUGCGCAGCUGACUGUGCAGGGCCAGAGGGUGGUGAUCCUGGAUGAACUGGAGGACAUUGAGUGCCUUGAAAGUGAUACAGUCACCUUCAAAUGUCAAAUCUGUCCCAGUGACUACACAGCAGUGAAGUGGUACUUGGAUGAGACUCUGCUCUACAAUAAUCAGCUUAAUGAAAUCCAGAUGCUGGCGGGUGGCUACCACACGCUGACAUUUAGACAGUUAGCCCGCAAAGACACUGGUACCAUUUCGUUUUCAGCCGGUGACAAACGAUCAUAUGCGUCACUGUUGGUCAGAGAGAGACGUCCAACCAUUUGCAAAGCCCUCGAGGACUGUGAGGCUAUUGAAGGAGGGGGUCUGGUUUUGUCCUGCGUGACCUCAAAGCCAUGCCAUAUCCUAUGGUACAAAGAUUGUUGCUUGAUGUGGAACUCGUCAAGGUACUUUGCAAGUCGUUCGGGAUGUGAGGCUCGGCUGGCAAUUCGGGAGGUCUGCCAAAGUGAUGCUGGGGUGUAUGAGUGCAGUGCUGGAUCUGUUUCAACAAGGGCUGUUGUAACCGUCAAAGCUAUCCCAGCUGAAUUCACAAAGCCUCUGCAGAACGUAGAGUCCCGAGAAGGUGAAACCGCUACAUUGACCUGUGAAUACUCUCUGCCGGGAGUCCAAUUCCACUGGAAAAAAGGCAGUGAGAGCCUCAGGCCUGGAGACAAGUAUGUGAUGAAACAGAGACAGACCAUCAAUUCACUCAUAAUCCGAGCUGUGAAGCCGGAGGACUCGGGGGAGUACACCUGUCAAUGCAGGGGCCACCACACUACAGCAAGGCUCAAAGUGCAAGCCAUUCCGAUUACAUUCAUCCAGCAACUGAAGAACCUGCAUGCGGAGGAAGGGAGCAAUGUCAUUUUGCGAUGCGAACUCUCCAAAUCUGGAAUACCAAUAGAAUGGAUGAGAGGCCAAGAAGUGUUGAAGAAUGGAGUGAAGUACCAGAUGAGAAGAUGGGAGACAACAUUAGAGCUUUUGAUAUGGAAAGCUGUUCCUGAAGACAGUGGACUUUACAAGUGUUUGUGUGCUGAUCAGGUCACAUCCGCCACUGUCAAAGUCAAAGCUCUGCCACUCACCUUCAAGCAGAAACUGCACAACGUGAGCUUUGAGGAGGGCAAUAUGGCAACGUUGCGAUGUGAGCUUUCCAAAGCAUCUCUCUUUGUGGAGUGGUGGAAGGGGGGUGAUGAGCUCAUCAAGAAUAGUGAUAAAUAUCACAUGCGCCAGAGUGACACACUGAUCGAACUGAGGAUCCUAGAUGUGACGCCAGAAGACAGCAACAUCUACACCUGCAUUUGUGGGAGCAUAGAGACCACAGCAACCCUCACUGUGAAUGCACUCCCCAUCACCUUCAAGCAAAAGCUGAAGAACCUUCAAGUGGAAGAAGGACACAACAUCACGCUGUCUUGUGAGAUCUCCAAGCCUGGUGUCGCUGUGGAGUGGAGGCUAGCCGGUGAGCUUCUCGAGGAUGGGGAAAAGUACCAGAUGAAGCAGAGAGGCUCCGUGCUCACGCUGACGAUCAGAGAUGCUCUGCCAGAGGACAGCGGCAUCUACGCCUGUGUCUGCAGAGACCAGAAGACAAAGGCCACAGUUAAAGUCGUUGCGAUCCCCGCCACGUUUAAAGGGAGUCUGAAAAGCCAGGAGGCGGAGGAGGGGAGUAGUGUGACGCUCCGCUGCCAAGUGUCAAAAACAGAUGCCCGAGUAGAAUGGCAGAAAAAUGGACAGGUGCUGUCUGAGGAGAUGUCCGGAAGAAAGUAUCAGUUGAAGCUUGAAGGGAAGACAGCUGAGCUGACCAUUGUCAGCGUUGAAGUACAGGAUGCGGGGAGGUACAGCUGUAUUACAGGAGAUGAGAAAACAACUGCCGAACUCAAAGUGAAAUCACUUCCAGUCACAUUCAAACAUGGGCUCAAGAAUUUGGAGGUGAAGGAAGGCGACAGCGGGCUUUUCUGUUGUGAGCUCUCCAAACCUGGAGCUCCAGUGGAGUGGAGGAAAGGUCGUGUACUUCUGAGCAGUGGAGGCAAGUAUGAGAUGAAGCAGGAAGGGCCUUACACCAAGAUGGUUGUCAACAACGUGCAAGACAGCGAUGCUGGGAAAUACAUUUGCAAAACUAAGGACAGCCAAUCAACUGCAGAGCUGUCGGUCCAGGGUUUACCACCAUGUUUCACGCUCAUGCUUGCUAACCAGGAGGUGAUUGAAGGCAACAGCGUGUUUCUGCGCUGUGAGCUCAACAAACCUGCCCACUCAGUGGAGUGGAGGAGAGGAGGCUUGGUGUUGAGGCAAGGAGACAAGUACCAGAUGAGGAAAAAGGAUUUGCAGCUGGAGAUGACUAUUAAUAAUGUCACUCUCGAAGACGCUGGUGAUUACACCUGUACUUGUGGUGAAGAAACUACUACAGCUUGCCUCGCAGUGAAUGAACGACCUGUCAAAUUCCUCCAUGAACUGAGUAACAUUGAAGUGCAAGAAGGCAACGGGGUAACACUUUGCUGCCAGCUCUCCAAAGCAGGGCUCACUGCUCAGUGGAUGAAGGGAGAUGAGUUGUUAACCACUGGUGAGAGGUAUCAGCUGAAGCAGAGAGGCUCCACACUCGAGCUGCUCAUCGGGAAGAGUCAGCCUGAAGACAGUGGUGUUUACAGCUGCAUCUGUGAAGCCAUUAAAACUACUGCGACACUCAUCAUAACCGCAAUUCCAGUGACGUUCAAGCAAAAGUUGAAGAACCAAGAAACAGUGGAGGAGAGCAGUGUGAUGCUCUACUGCGAGCUCUCCAAACCAGGAGUCCCGGUUGAGUGGAGAAAGGAUGCUCAGCUCCUGAGGGAGGGAGCCAAAUAUCAGAUGAAGCAAGAGGGCAGGGUGUGUGAGAUGCUGAUCGCAGAUCUCACUCUCAAGGAUACUGGCGAAUACAGCUGCUCUGGUGGUACAGCUGUUACUUCCGCUGAGAUCAAAGUAAGAGCUCUUCCGGUUACAUUUAAGCAAGAAGUUCAGAAUUUGGAGCUGAAGGAAGGUGACAGUGGAGUGUUCUGCUGCGAGUUGUCCAAACCUGAAGCACCAGUGGACUGGAGGAAAGGAAGAGUCAUUCUUAAGCCCGGUUACAAAUAUGAAAUGAAACAGGAGGGAAAUUUCACCAAACUGUUUGUCAACCAUGUAGAAGAGUGUGACGCUGGGAAGUACACUUGCAAGACAAAAGACAGCCAAUCCACUGCUGAGCUCAUCGUGAUAGCACCUCCCAUCACAUUCAAAACCAAGUUAAAGAACCUCCAAGUGGAAGAGGAGAACAGCGUGACAUUGAUAUGUGAAUUGUCCAAGCCCGGCCUUUCUGUUGAGUGGAGGAAAGGCCAGGAGCUGCUGAAGAAUAAUUUCAAAUACCAGCUAAGAAAUCGAAACAGCAUGCUGGAGCUGACCAUCAAAAACACUCAGCUGGAUGACAGUGGAGUCUACAGCUGUAUCUAUGGCGAUACCAAGACAGUAGCCAACAUCACUGUGACACCUAUUCCACUCACCUUUAAGAUGGGUUUGAAGAACCAGGAGGCCGCUGAGGGAGGCAACGUGACCCUAAGAUGUGAACUGUCCAGGAGUGGGAUGUCUGUACAGUGGUGGAAGGGAGAGGACCAGCUCCAUCAAGGUGGGAGGUAUCAGAUGACCCUCAAGGAGAACGUAGCUGAGAUGAGCAUCAGAAACAUCCAGCCGGAGGACGUUGGGGAGUACAGUUGUGUCUUUGGCGAGCAGAAGACAACUGCUGAAGUGAAUGUGAGAGCGGCGGCAUCAGUGUUCUUUGAGAAGGAACUGGAGAGCCAAGCGGUGACGGAGGGCAAAUCGGUGCUGAUGUCAUGUGAAGUUUCUAGCGCGAAUGUCCCUGUCACUUGGAAGAAGGACAAUACGGUCAUUGAAGCUGGGCCACGACUAAUUAUUACCAAAAAAGGACCUAUGCAUAUGUUGGCGAUCAAGCAGCUGAACCUGGAGGAUGCUGGCGAAUACUGUUGCAUCACCAGGGGCAAGAAGACCACCGCCAAGUUGAUUGUGAGGGAGCGGGUACGAAUCGUUACAGAGCUUAAAGACAUCACUGUAACUGCGGGGGAAGAUGCCAUGUUUGUGUGCGAGCUGAGCCAUGCCAAUGUGAAUGAGGGUGUGUGGUGGCUGGACUCCAGUCCACUGCAGAGGAAUGAUAUGAACCAGAUGACAUGCCAAGGUCGCACACACCGACUUGUUCUCACCAUGACAACACCUGACGAGACAGGCAUUGUGGCAUUUGUGAUCGGGGAAGAAAGGACAUCGGCAAGUCUUUCAGUGGUGCCAAAGCUCAAAGUUUUAUUUGAGGAGAAGCCUCAAGAUGUUCGAAUAUCGGAAGGAGAAAUUGCUACUUUGUCCUGCACAACCUCUGACUUCACCACCCCGGUUACCUGGAGGCGCAACCAUAUCCCUCUCCGAAAUGGCGACAAAUUUGAGAUACGAAAAGAGGGAAAAGUCAACUUACUGCUGAUCCAUGCCGUGGAGCCCGGGGAUGCUGGAGUUUACUCUUGUGAUACAGGCGAUGCACAGGCCAGUGCCAAGCUUACUGUGACAGAGCUGCCACCAUUCUUCCAGGAAGAGUUGCAAAGCGUUGAGACUGAGGAGGACGGUUCGGCCAUCCUGUGCUGUGAACUGUCCAAACUCGGGUUGCCAGUACAAUGGAGGAAGAACAGUUUGCCAAUUCGGGCUGGCAGGAAGUACGAGAUGAAGCAGGAUGGUUGCUUCCUUCAGCUUCACAUCAAGGAGCUUAAACUUGAGGACAGUGGCAGCUACACGUGUCAAGCAGGAAAUGCAGAAACUACUGCUACUGUUACAGUCAAAGAGCUACAGCCAUUCUUCAAGAAAGAUUUGGAAAAUGUGCGGGUGGAUGAGGGCGGUUCCGUUUCUUUGAGCUGUGAGGUGUCUAAACCUGGAUUGCCAGUUCAAUGGAAAAAGAACAAGCUUCCUCUGAGGGCCAACAGGAGGUAUGAGAUGAAGCAAGAUGGCUGCCUUCUCCAGCUUAGCAUUGUGAACGUCAAACCUGAAGACAGCGGCAGCUACUCAUGUCAUGUAGGAAGUGUAGAAUCAACUGCAACUAUAAUCGUGAAAGAACUUCCACCAUUUUUCAAAGAAAACUUAGAGAAUGUACAGGCUGAGGAGGGAGGUAUUGCCUCCCUGCGCUGUCAGGUAUCGAAGCCCGACACUGCCAUACAAUGGAAGAAGAACAAGUUGCCAUUAAGAGCCAGCAACAAGUAUGAAAUGACACAAGAUGGCUGCCUCCUGCAGCUCACAAUCAGUGACCUCAAACCUGAGGAUGAAGCUAGCUACACAUGUGAAGCAGGAAGCGCAGAAACCACUGCAACUGUUUCUGUAAAAGAAUUGCCAGUUAUAUUCAAAGCUGACUUGCAGAGUACAGAGGCAGAGGAAGGAGAUAAAGCCUUCCUAUCCUGUGAGCUGUCUAAACCUGGAGUGCCAGUUCAAUGGAAAAAGAACAAGCUUCCUCUGAGUGCCAAUAGGAAAUAUGUAAUGAAACAAGAUGGCUGCCUUCUUCAGCUGAACAUUAUGGACCUCAAACCUGAAGAUAGCGGAACAUACACAUGUCAAGCAGGAAGUGCAAUGAGUUCAGCAACUGUAACUGUGAGAGAGUUGCCCUUAUUCUUCAAACAACAAUUGCAAAGUGUGGAGACAGAGGAGGGCGGUUCAGUCUCUCUAUACUGUGAAUUGUCUAAACCUGGAGUGCCAGUGCAAUGGAAGAAGAACAGGCUGCCUUUGAAGGCCAGCAGGAAGUUUGAGAUGAAACAAGAUGGCUCCCUCCUUCAGCUCAACAUCAGUGACCUCGAGCCUGAGGAUGGUGGUAGAUACACGUGUCAAGCAGGCAGUGCAGAGACCAUUGCAACGCUGUCUGUAAGAGAGCGCCCAAUCUCAUUCAAAAACGAAUUGCAAAGUAUGGAGGCAGAAGAAGGAGACACAGCCGUUCUGUCCUGUGAGCUGUCGAAACCUGGAGUGGCAGUGCAAUGGAAAAAGAACAGACUGCCUCUGAGGGAUGACAGGAAGUUUGAGAUGAAACAAGAUGGCUGCCUUCAACAACUCAUCAUCAUUGAUCUCAGACCUGAAGACAGCGGAAGCUACACAUGCUUUGCAGGAAGUGCAGAGACUUCUGCAACUAUAGCUGUGAGAGAGCUUCCAUUAUUCUUCAAAGAAAAAUUACAAAAAGUGGAGAUAGAAGAGGGACAUUCAACCUCUCUGUGCUGUGAGCUGUCGAAACCUGGAGUGCCAGUGCAAUGGAAGAAAGACAAAUUGCCUCUGAGGGCCAACAAGAAGUACGAGAUGAAACAGGAUGGCUGCCUUCUACAACUCAACAUCAAGGACCUCAAAUUGGAGGACAGUGGUAGUUACUCGUGUCAAGCAGGAAGUGCAGAGACUGCAACCACUUUAUCAGUGAAAGAGCUCCCACCGUUGUUUGUGACAGGCCUACAAAGUGCAGAGCGAGAUGAGGGAAGCUCAUUCUCUUUAUGCUGCGAGCUCUCUAAACCUGGGGUGCCAGUGCAAUGGAAAAAAAACAAUCUGCCUCUCAGGGCCAACAAGAAGUAUGAGAUGAAGCAAGAUGGCUGCCUUCUUCAGCUCAACAUCGAGGAUCUUAAACCUGAGGACAGUGGCAGCUACACAUGUCAAGCAGGGAGUGCAGAAACCACAGCAACUCUUUCUAUCAAAGCGCUGCCUCCACUGUUCAAGAAAAAGCUACAAAGGAUAGAGGCAGACGAGGGGGCUACAGCUGUCCUGUCUUGCGAGCUGUCGAAACCUGAAGUCUCAGUACAGUGGAAGAAGAAUGCGCUGCCAUUAAAAGCUGACAGGAAGUAUGACAUUAAACAGGAUGGCUGUCUACUCCAGCUUCAUAUUAAGGAGCUCCAUCCUGAAGACUGUGGGAGCUACACAUGUCAAGCAGGAAGUGCAGAGACCACUGCAACUGUGUCUGUCAAAGAACUGCCUUGCUUUUUCAAGAAAGAAUUGCAAAACACCGAAACGGAAGAGGGAGCCACAGCAGUCUUGUGUUGUGAACUGUCCACACUUGGUGUGUCGGCACAGUGGAAAAAAAAUGGAAUUCCACUAAGAGCAAAUAGGAAGUAUGCGAUGAAGAAGGAUGGCUGUUUGCUGGAACUUCAUAUCAAGGAGCUAAAUCCAGAAGAUAGUGGAAGUUACUCAUGUCAAGCAGGAAAUGCAGAAACCACUGCAGCGGUGUCUGUAAAAGCACCUGAGACUACUUUGUCAAAGAAUGAACCCUCCAUGGUACGACCACGAACACGGAGUACCACCUCCGAACCCGAGAAUGUGAAUCUCCCCAAUGCACACCUAAUCCCUCCUGAACCCAAGAAGAGGACAGUGCGAAAAGCAUCGAUCACUGCUGUAGAACAAGAUGCAGAGACCAUGUUUAAUAUCAAACAGCCCAUUCAGUCUUUGCAAAUAGCAGACCAGAAGGAGAUGCAGACUGAAAAACAGACAGAAAAUGCUCAGGAUUCAAACCAGCAGGUGCACAAUGUGGACCAAAAUGUGGAGGUUUCCACAAGACCAGCAAAUUUAGAUGAGAAGGAGCAUGUGAUUGAAAGAAUUGAGACGGAGAAGACUCAACCAGCAAAGCCACAAAUGAAGGCAGAACUCAGUCAACCAGGCAGAAAUCUUGGAAAUAAUGGUGUUGAUCAACAGAAGCAGUUAUUUAAAUCUCUGGAAACAAAUCCAACGCAAAACGAAAAACCAUUCGAAAAAGUCAGAGAAGUUGAAAUACUAGAUGACCAUCCAGAAACAAUAUUGUGGAAGAGAGUUGAGGAGGAGAAAAAGGCAAUGAAACCAUCAACAACAGCCUUUGAGAUCGAAACAUUGGAACGAGAUGUUAAGUCUACUAUUAAGGAUGGUGACGUGGGGAAGACAGGGGAUGGUGUGUUACCUCCUGUGAGGUCAAAAGGAAAAGCAGCAGGAGGAAGAGAGACUCCUGAAGUUGUUAAAAAAGAAACUGAGGAGUUCACUCAACAGCCAUCAAACGCUGCCCUCAAUGAUUCUAGGGACGGGAAUACACUGAGAAACCACGUAAAAGAACUCGCGACCACAGAGAAAGUAGAGGAGCAAGUAAUGCAAGUGCCAUCAGUAAAUCAGCUGGACAGCCACUCCGGAAAAAGAAAAGAACUGCCUCAAGAUAUAAAGACUGAACCUAUUCCCCCAAAGCCACCUGUGAGGUCAAAGAGCAAAACUAGGACAGGAAUGGAAAAACGACCAUCAAGAGACACUGAAACAGAUCAAGAUGAACAAAUGGUGACAACGGCCAAAGAUCAGCUACUAAAAGAGACGGGAAGGUCGUUGAAAGAUGAGGAAUCAAGACUCGAGAAAAAACAGUCAGCAUCAGCAGACGCUGAUCUGGUGGAGAAGUUGGUUCUACCCAAACAGCUGAUAAAACAUCCAGUCAAACCUAUGAGAAAAGAGCCUGAAAUGGACAAAGAAGUCGCUGCUGGUUCAAUGGCAAGGGAGGAGGAACACCAAGAAGUGCAAAUGAUGGAAGAAAUUCCUCUCCUCUACAUCUCUGAAGAUGAAACUUUCUCAGAAGCUUUGACCGAGAUCCCCAUAAUCGAACCCGGUGGCUUCUUUGAUGAAACGUCAACCAAACCCUACACCCAGCCUAUCAUUUUGGAUCUCCAGAAGCCGGUCCAGGAUGCUUCACCAGAGGUUUACAUCAGUGCUGAAGAUGAACCACAAAUGCAAGAAGCUACCGUCAAGAUCCAGACUCCCUUAAAAGGCUACGAAACCGGCAAAGAUACACGGCCGGUCUUGAAAGAGGUCUUUAGCAACCAGUGUGCAGAUGUUGAUGGUAACAUCACUCUAAUGUGUACUGUAGAAGGACAUUAUAACAGCGUGCGCUGGCUUAAAGAUGGUCAAACAAUCAGUCGUGAUGAACGACAUGGUAUUGAAGCCGCAGAGGGUGGGGUAUGCUCUCUAGUUAUCACUCAACUGACCCUGAGUGACAGUGGCAUCUACACAUGUGAGGUGGUCAAUAAAUUUGGUAUGACGUCCUACAGUGGAAACAUAACCGUGGUUCCGCUGCAAGAGCCUGCUCAGACAGUCGGCAGGCAAGUGCACCCACCUCUUGCCGCAAUCACUCCACUGCAGUUGGCCCCGCUGAGGCCUGAGGACAAAACACAGAUUCAAGAUCAGGCAACUUCGGGGACCGAUGCUGAUAACUAUGUCGAGAAUAUCGACGUCUCUUUAUGGGAGGCCUACAACCUGACAGAGCAGCACAUUCAGAUGGGCCAACAAAAGAGGAGACCAUCAUCUCUCAUCGCCACCAGCUCCGUGUCAAGUCCAUCUGAUUAUGACACUGCACCAGAUGUGAUUGAACCUGUCGAAAUUACGACCCAUCCAGCAAGGGAACUUCCUGAGGCAACGGACCAAAUGCCUCUGAAGGACUCGAAUCAACACUCUGCUGAUCCCUGCCUUUUCAAGACCUUUUUACAAGUCCAAGGCACCCAAGAAGGCCAAAUGAGAACACCAUCUCCUAAACACCUUAGGGCGCACACACCUUUAGCUAGCACUGUGUCGGGAUCAGAAUCCGAAGGGGAAGAGGAUCAAUGCGAGACAUUUGAAAUGUAUGUGGCGAGAGCAGCCUGCAACCCCAACAGUGGAAGCAAGGACAGUUUUUUACUGAAGGAGGGUCAAUACGUCGAGGUUCUAGACUCUGUCCAUCCAGACAAAUGGCUCGUGAGAACCAAACCCACCAAAACCAACCCUGCCCGCCAGGGAUGGGUGUGUCCGGCCUAUCUGGAGAAGAAGAGAAAGGAGGCCUUCACACAGUUGCGGGCACCUCAAGAGGAUCUUGACGGAAUCGGUUCCACAGGAGAAGAGUAUAGGAGGGCUUUGAGCCAACUGAUUCAAGGUCUGAUUGAUGGUGAAGAGGAGUUUGUGAAAGAAAUGAGGCUGUUUAUUUCUCAUCCACUAAAUUACUUGGACUCAAGUCUCAAUGUUCCUAUCCACAUCAUCAACCAAAAAGAUAUCAUUUUCAGAAAUAUAAAGGACAUUGUCCUUCUUCACGAGAAGUCUAUUCUCCCUGGGUUGAGAGCAUGUACUACAGAUGAUGACGUCGCUAUGCAUCUGAUCCUUCACUUUGAGGACCUUGAAAAGUAUGUUCACUACAUGCUCGGGCAAUCACAAGCAGAGGCCUGCAUUGCUGAUAAAGCUACCCAACAAUAUCUCAAAGAGUUACCAGGAUCUGGUAGACCUGAGGCUCCCGUCAUAGAUACCUUGACCUUCCUCCAAAGACCAGUUGAAAGGAUUCAGACAUAUCAAGCAUUGCUGAAGGAGCUAAUUAAGAACAAGGCCAAAAGCGGCCAGAGCUGUUGUUUGUUGGAGGAUGCAUUCUCCCUUGUGUCCUGUCUACCCUGGAGGUCUGACAAUCUGCACCAGGUCUCCCUCAUUGAAAACUACCCCGCCCCUUUGACUGCCCUGGGCGAGCCUGUGCGGCAGGGAGCCUUUACGGUGUGGGACGAAACGCCAGAAACUAAAAAGACCUCUAGAGGGCAUCAGAGACAAGUCUUUCUGUUCAAGGAAUGUAUUGUCCUAUGCAAACUGAGAAGAGAUGCCAGUAAGAGCUGUGAUGUGUACACCUUCAAGAAUAAAAUGAAGCUGAAUGAUGUCGAGCUACGGGAAACAAUGGGAGGUGAUGAGAAGACUUGGGAGCUGUGGCAUGAGCACAGGGGCUCGGUGCGGAGAUAUGCACUGCAGGGCCGUUCACCACUGGUGAGACUUUCCUGGCUCAAAGACCUGAAGGAGCUGCAGCAACGAUCCAUCCUGACCACUAACAACGCCCCCGUGUUUACAUCACUGCUGUCGGAUUGCACGGCAAAGAUCGGGCAGACAGUUAAACUGAGCUGCCAGGUUACAGGAUCGCCUCAGCCAGUGAUCACUUGGCUCAAAGAUGGCCUUGCGUUGGAAGAUGACCCUCGGCACAUCAUCACAGCGGACAGAUCCGGCACGUGCAUUCUGAUCUUAGACAGUUUGACUGCAGAAGACUCUGGACAAUAUGUGUGCUACGCUACCAGCAGCAUGGGCAGCACUGGCACUCUGGCUACUGUUGUAGUGCAGGCUCCACCGAGAUUUAUUAGUCGGCUGGAAAGUACUUGUCUGAUCAAGAGUGAGGACCUUCACUUUACUUGUUCCACUCUCACAACUCCUGUUCCCCGAAUCAGGUGGAUGAAAGAUGGCAAAGAGUUGAGUGACACGCAAAAAUAUUCAGUCUCGAAUGACCGUCGAAGUGGAAUAUUGUCUCUCACAGUCGUCAGUGCAACAGAGGCAGACAUCGGACUUUAUGAGUGCGAGCUUUCGAAUGAGUUUGGUUGUGUCAAGUGCAAGGCCGGACUGUGCCCCUCAUAUGUCGCCCCGAAUGAAUCUGAAAGUGACCAAACGCACGACCUACCUCCAAAAGAUGAAGACUCAGAGGGUUGGUCCUCUGCCUUUGUGAAGAAGUGGCUACAAACAGAUUUCACCCCCUCUUCUAUUGCUGAAGGGACUUUCCCACCCAUUCAUGAACAAGCUGAGGGUGGUAUUGCAGAGGUUCCUCAGCCAGCAUGCAUGGAUCAGCCAGCACAGCCGCAGGCUCCAUGUUACCUGGAGGAAGAAGAAGAAGAAAUCUACAUCUCGGAGCAAAUGCAGGAAAUAACAGAUGUUCCUCCCUUCAUCCAAGUACCCCCUGAAGAUGUGUGUGUUGAACCAGGCCAACCAGCCACAUUUACCGUCAUCAUAACAGGAAGGCCCAUGCCACAGAUACAGUGGUACAAGGAUGGGGAAGAACUUCCAGCCAGUCACAAUGUGGAGAUCGUUCAACAUGCCGCCCGCUGCUCAGUGACCAUAGUGUGCCCGGAAGUUGAAGACAGUGGCAUUUACACCUGCUUCUCUUACAAUGACUCUGGCCAUGUGUCGUGUCAGGCUCAUCUUACCGUUGAGGAAGGUCCACUGGGGUCUCAGGAGAGAGAGAUGGAAUUGGGGAAGAGAAGGAAGCUAUUCACUGUCUAUGAUGUGGGUGACGAAAUUGGAAGGGGAACAUUUGGGGUAGUGAAGCGUGUGAUCCAUAGAGGGACAGGUGAAGUCUUUGCUGCCAAAUUCUUACCCCUGCGAAGUAGCACCCGCACACGAGCCUUCCAGGAGAGAGAUUUGCUCUCUCGUCUGGCUCAUCCAAGGGUGGCUUGUCUACUGGACUUCUUUUGCACUCGGCGCACACUGGUGCUCAUUACAGAAAUCUGCUGUUCUCAUAGCCUUGUUGACCAUUUGUUACUCAGAGGAUUGGUCUCAGAGAAAGAGGUUCAGUCAUAUAUCCAGCAAAUUCUUGAAGGAGUUGGGCAUAUUCAUAGCAUGAACAUUUUGCAUCUGGACAUCAAACCAGAGAAUAUUCUCAUGGUAUAUCCACCCAGAGAUGAAAUCAAGAUCUGUGACUUUGGCUUCUGCCAGGAAGUAGACACAUCCAGACAUCAGUACAGCAUGUUUGGUACGCCUGAGUUUGUUGCACCCGAAGUUGUUCACCAAGAACCUGUCAGUGUGGGCACAGAUAUUUGGUCUGUGGGUGUGAUGACCUAUUUAUGUCUGUUAUGUCGUUGCCCAUUUGCGGGUGAAACGGACCGUGCUACACUGCUGAGAGUGGGAGAAGGGACCCUAAACUGGGAUGCCCCUGACGUCAUGAGUAGGAGUCCUGAAGCCCAGGCCUUUCUUCGCAGUCUUCUUCAACCAGACCCCGAGAAGCGACCAUCUGCCUUUGAAUGCUUGAGCCAUGAAUGGUUCCAGGAUGAACAUGCAGGAGAAGACACGGAUGAAAUUAACACAAAGGGUUUAAAGCUGUUCAUCUCAAAAAGAAAAUGGCAGCGGUCCUUGACUUGUGUUGGUUCCGUGCUCACGUUAAGGCAAAUUCCAGAGCUCCUCGAUGCUCCUCUCAGAGAUACCGCAGUGACGGUUCCCCGUGAACACCAGCAGAACAGCAGCACCUCUAUGAGCAGUGGUUCAUCAUCCGAUUACGAUGAGGCUGACUCUUGGGACUUCUUCCAGCACUACAGCCCGACAGAGGAGGAGGAAGAAGAAACCGAGGAGGACUAUGACCCUUUGAGCGAGAGAGCGCGGAUCCCAGAACCUUUCACCCAACUUCAGCAAGGUCCAUAUGAGGAGGAAGAAGUAACGUUUGGGGAGGCGGAGGAGGAGGACGAUGACGAGCUGGCUGGUAGGAGGAGCGUGUUAGAACGGAGUGUGAGUAGGCAGUCUGUUGCCUCAUCAGAUGUUUCGUACCUUCAAACACCUCAGAAUGAAAGAAGGUUCGACAAGGGCAGUAGUCCGUCUCUCCACUUUUCUGAUGGUGAUGAAGGUUCAGGGAGCGAUGCGGGUCGAAUCCCUCGUGGCAGCGUGAUCCGGAGCACUUUCUACAGCUCAUCUCAUCAGCUUUCGCCCAUGUCAGCCAGACGCAUGACAUUACGGGAUAAAUUUCAGGCCAAAAAGCAGGAAAGAGGUCGCAAGCCACUACGGAGGAGCUUGUCAGGGCGCCUCAAUGAACCGCUCAUAGAAUACGUGGAGGAUGACACGGAGACCAACCGAAGCCAGAGACGUGGGUCCACCCAACCCACAAUGCAAAAGUCUACCUCCUUUGAUGGCAGUGUCACCCGAACCAAUGUUCCACCUCACAGAAGGAGCAGGUCUCUUGAUGACUACUCUCGGCGAUCUCCAAGCUCACCCAAGCCCUCAAAGGCAGGUGACGAAGAAGGUACGCAAAGUUUGAAGGAGGAUUUCACAGACGAUGAAGUGGGAGGAAAGAAAUUGCUGAUGAUUCCAAGCCCUCGGAGACCCGCAAGAAGAAGAGGUUCCACUAUUCCCGUACAGGGCACUGCAACAUUGGGUGGUGGAUCUGCUCCAUUAAGUCUACUUGUGGGUGACAGGAUGAGCCACAGGAUGGAUCAGGAACAAUCAGAGGGCGACGCCUUCACUGGCUCCCAGGGUUCCUUGGCUGGCUCAUCUAUUUUGGAGCAUGGUGGCUCUGAGUCUUCCAGUAGACUCGGUUCAUAUGAAGAGCUCAGAGGGAGGUACAGGUCAGAAGAGAGUGAAGGGUAUGAUGACCCAAGGGAGCCCAGGACUUCAUCAUCCCCUCGCUCAUUUCAAGAACUCAAACCCAGAGGCCCCUUUCCUCAAGUUCCUCCACGCAAUCGCACACGCUCCAACCCCAACAUAUGUCACUUGCAGAUGUCAUCAACCCCCAGUCCAAGUCCGAGCCUCUCCUCUCUCCAGGCUCCCAAAAGGCCACCCAGGGCAAAAGAUAAGAAGGAAAGCCACGGCCUUCAAAGACAUGCAUCUGCGCCAGCUCUUGAAGUCCAGCCACCCGCAGGAAAAUCCCCAAAACUGGGACUGCUGAAUAUCUUCCGCAGGCAGUCCUGGGCUAGCCAUUCCUACUCCCAGCUGGACAGCACAGAGUUAGGACCAACGCUAGGAGAGAUAAUGAAGCCAGCUACGCCUACCAUGUCAUUCAGAAAGAAAAUGAGAGCUUCGGCUUCCAGUUUGACGAAGCUGUUUUCAAGGUCAUCCAGUAAAGAGGAUCUAAGUCAAGGAGGGCCAAUUGUUAAGGGCUCAAUUUUGCCUGAAAAGGAGCAUGGGCUUGAAAGUCCAAAAAUGAGAACCUCCAAGCGCCUGACUACUUUUAAGAUACCAGCAUUCAAAAAAUCGAAAGAUCUUCUAGUCCGUCCCAACAAGGCUGAUGUGCUUCAGUUGGACGGAGGUGGAGUACUGCUAGUGUGGAAGCCUGUUCAGUCUAGUGACCCGGUCACCUACUGUGUGCAAUACUGUACAGAUGGUGGGGAGUGGACAGUCUUGUCGGAGGAUGUGACUGACAGCAGCUAUGUCGCGAAAGAUCUACCCAGAGGAGCUUCAUAUGCUUUCAGGGUAGGUUGUAUCACCAAGACAGGAGCAGGACCUUUCAGUGAUGCUUCCGCCCCCAUUGUCAUGGCAACACACCUUGAAGAUGUAAAUAUUCCUCUCAUCCAGACUGACUGCCUCGGUUCAAAGGUGACUGGGUCAGAAAGUCAGGCAACCCAGAGGAAUUACAACUUCCUGUCAGAGAUCAACAGGGGUCGUUUCAGCGUGGUCAACUUAUGUCGCGAUGCUGAAACCAGCCAAGUGUUUGCCGCCAAGAUCACGCCGUACCGGGCGGAGCACAGACAGUUGGUCCUGAGGGAAUAUCAGCUGCUGAGGAGGCUUCAUCAUGCCCACCUGGUACAACUGCACACUGCUUACAUCACUUCCUGUUACCUGGUGCUGGUGGAGGAGCUUUGUCCUGGCAAAGAGUUGCUCUACAGUCUAGCUGCAAGAGAUGUGUACUCAGAGGCUAGUGUGGCCGAGCUGCUUGGUCAGAUCCUGAGUGCGGUCGACUACCUUCAUGGCCGGCGAGUGGUCCACUUGGACCUCAAGUCGGACAACAUGCUCGUGGACGACGGCAACCACCUGAAGAUUGUGGACUUUGGCUCGGCUCUGUCUUUCACGCCUGGUCAGCCCCUUCACACUGAGCACCUGCAGGGUCUGUCGGAGAGCAAAGAUUAUAUUGUCCUUCCUAAAGCUCCGGAAAUCCUGGAGGGCCAGGGUGUUGGACCUGAGACCGAUGUUUGGGCAAUCGGAGUUCUCUUGUUUAUUAUGUUGAGUGCCGACAGCCCGUUUCAUGCAGAACAGAGCUGGGAACAAGACAGAAACAUCAAGAAAGGGAAGAUCCAGUUUGGACGCUGUUACCCUGGUUUGUCCGAAGGAGCCUUGAACUUGAUGAAGAGCAGCCUGAAUAACAAAUCCUGGGGGAGACCCACUGCGGCAGAGUGUCUCCAGAAUCCUUGGCUGCGUGCUCAUCGCGCCCCCCACCGAUCACACCACUCCAAGGUGUGUUUCUCCACCGAUAAACUCAAAGCGUACCUCACGCAGAAGGAGGAGAAGCGAGAUCAAGUGCGCACCAAGCUUCAGGGUCCCUUCUUCCAGUAGCGAGUCACCAGAGAAAAAAAAACAAUGGAAGGGUACAGUACAAGCAUUAACAAAGUUGUGUGUCAAACAGCUGGCCCCUAAGGGAACUGCGAUGCGUCUUAAAAAGCUGUGUCUCAACUUAUACUAUAGAGCAUCAUGAUAAAGGUUGUUUAAAAUGGUUUAAAUGCAAGCAUCUGAGAGAUAAUGUUCAGUGAGUGAGUUCGGACUUGAUAAUGUUUCUCUUUGCAUGUCACAUUUGAAUUCAAAUAUGACAUUAUUCAGCCUUUUUCUGUUUUCAUGUGUAAAUUUGAUUUUUGUUUUUUUUUUUUUUUUUUUUUUGUCGGUUGGAUGCCUCAGUAAUACAAUUUGUGUCAACCAUCUGCUUGGAUGAGUUGCCGGAUGACAGGUGAAAUAAAUGGCAUUGAAAUGA
Messenger RNA from Hippocampus comes (tiger tail seahorse), 18262 nucleotides. RefSeq names its product obscurin, cytoskeletal calmodulin and titin-interacting RhoGEF a (gene obscna). Gene Ontology annotation, biological process: protein phosphorylation. The transcript has 74 exons. Gene Ontology annotation, molecular function: protein binding; protein kinase activity; guanyl-nucleotide exchange factor activity. NCBI's taxonomy places the organism in Eukaryota, Metazoa, Chordata, Actinopteri, Syngnathiformes, Syngnathidae. The record is from RefSeq and is a predicted model, not a curated record. Bases 16 to 17853 code for a protein of 5945 amino acids.